Medioppia subpectinata is the source of this 768-nucleotide messenger RNA. The record is from the annotation of a GenBank genome assembly. Lineage: Eukaryota; Metazoa; Arthropoda; Arachnida; Sarcoptiformes; Oppiidae.
AUGCCCAAACAUAUGCAACACCAUGUGAACAAUGAGCAUGAUGACCAUGAUCAACAAACUAGUGAUAUUGUGCACAGUAAUUAUGAAGGGCAGGGCGAUGGCAGUGAUGGCAGUGAUGGCACAGGUAGUGGCGAUGGCAGUGAUGGCGAUGUGAAAGUUGUGGAAGAGAUUGCAGUGUUUAUGUGGGAUCUGCGACAAUGCGAUCGGAAGCGCUGCACCGGCAGGAAAUUAGUUCGGCUCGGAUUGUGCUCACUCUUGAAGUUAGGACACAAAUUCAAUGGCAUUAUAUUGAGUCCAAUGGCUGUCAAGUGUGUGUCACCUCAAGACCGGGACAUUGUCUCGCGUAAUGGCAUAGCAGUGGUCGACUGCUCCUGGAAUCGACUCAAUGAAACCCCAUUUCAUAAGAUGAAAGGCAAACACUUAAGACUUCUGCCUUUCCUUAUGGCCGCAAAUCCUGUCAACUAUGGCAUCGCCUCUAAGUUGUCAUGUGUUGAGGCGAUCGCAUCGACUCUCAUGAUGACAGGCUUUGCGUCAACGGCUGAGCACUACUUGAGUAAAUUCAAGUGGGGAUCAGCUUUCCUCACUCUCAACCAACACGCGCUCAACGAGUACUCAACUUGUCUCGACUCAACACAAAUCAUUGCCACUCAGAACCACCUCAUGACCGAAGACCACACAUGGAAUCACUUGAAUCAAAACAGAAACACUGAUUUGCCCCCAAUCGACCCCAGCGAUGAUGAAGAUGAUGAUGGUGGUGGUGGUCAAUAA